This is a messenger RNA of Magallana angulata, 1808 nucleotides long. RefSeq names its product melanocyte-stimulating hormone receptor-like. Gene Ontology annotation, biological process: G protein-coupled receptor signaling pathway. Lineage: Eukaryota; Metazoa; Mollusca; Bivalvia; Ostreida; Ostreidae. The coding region runs from base 88 to 1002 and encodes 304 amino acids. Gene Ontology annotation, cellular component: membrane. The transcript has a single exon. The record is from RefSeq and is a predicted model, not a curated record. Gene Ontology annotation, molecular function: G protein-coupled receptor activity.
CAACUUAUUUACCAACAAUAGCAGAAUUGCAGGAAAAUAUUGAUACUCCUUUUAGUAAAAUUGUGCCUCGGGAAAACACGCAGUACAAUGGCAAAUACGUAUAUUGUUAUUGCUGCAUCGAUUUUGUUCUGCAUUGGAUUAAUUGGAAAUUCUAUCACCGUGUGUUUUGUUGCUGUAUCCAAACGGCUGCACACUCCAACAUACGUCCUGAUUGGAUGCCUAGCAGUGUCUGACGUACUCGCCUCCGUGACGCGAUAUGUUCAGAUAUUUUAUGAAUCUCUUUUUUAUGAGUAUUAUCAUCUAUAUAUAUAUGAGAUAUUCACCUUUUUAUUUAUUAAUUCGGCAUUUUUCCAUAUGGUUUUAGUAUCAUAUGUUCGUUUUGUUUUCAUAGCCAAUCCUCUCCACAGUUUGAAUCUGACUUGUAAACGAAUUUUGUGGAUGUCUUUUGCCAUUUGGAUAAGCUCUGUUGUCGUUUCCAUCGGAUACGGAGCAUUUAAAGUGCUCGAUUUAAUGAACAUAAUAUCUUUCGAAACAGCAGUUUUAGCUGAGAUUGGGUUUGGUUUGUAUGUUAGUGGAAUACCAUUUAUUAUUGUAAUUAUUUUUAAUGUUCGAAAGCUGUAUUAUCUGUAUAACCAAACAGCUUCUGUUCGACGAACCAGAAUAGCCAAUUCGAUGUCGUUGAUGUUUUGGAUUAUUAUCGUGAUUUAUCUCCUUAGCACAAUAUAUCCUUUAUUCUACGUAAUUGACUAUGCAGUGUUAAAAGAAAGGUCACUUCUGAAUAGAAGAUUAGAUUUUGUUCAAAAUAUGUUUUCUUUUUCAUUGCUUGUUAAUAGUUGUUUGAAUCCUUUGAUAUAUUUCAUGUUUUCACCUCCUGUCUUAAGACUUCUCUCCCGAUUAAGAAAAUGUUGUAAUCAUGGCAAAGAACCACACAUAAGCAAUCCUAGGUCGUGUCCACAAGUGGAAUCGCAUGGUAAACCAUUCUUCCUUUACAAUUUGAUGUAAUUUCUUGCUAUUGUGAUUUCCGAAAUCAAAUAAAUUCGUUUUUGUUCUACAUUAAGACUGGUGUAAUUUUAAGAUUGUUAAAUUUUGUGUCUGCCGAUUUUAUAGCUGGUAAGGUAUGUAGCUUCCUGUCUGCAAAAUGUGUAAUGAACGACAUUUGAACUACUUUUGUGUUUAAAUUUUGCAAUUAGACGUACUUUAAAUCACGCUAAUUUUGACUGUUUAAGCUUAUUUUUACGCGUAAAUUUGCGUCUAAUCACGUAUAGAAUUGUAGUUCCGUCCUUUUUUUAAGACCGGAGCUAUAAACCUAUAGCUAGCAAUUUUAUAUCUUUCGCAAUAUCGAACAAUAUAUUUAUUUUAUUACAAAUAAUUUAUAUAACAAUAAUUUUAACUUUUAGUUUGAAAAAAGGGUAAUUACGGAGUUAAAUUGCGUAUUUUUAAACCGCAAUGUAUCACUCUGUGUAAAUUGUUAGUGUAAUUACAUGUAUUAAUUAUUUUUAGUCAUUCACGUUUUAAUUGUCAUUUAUAAAUAUAAAAGCAAGUUUGUUUGUACAUUUACUUCAAAUGUUUAUAAUCUUGAGCAUUAAAAAAUAUACUGUUUAUAAACGAACAUCUUUUUUUUCUUAUAUCAAUAACGGUCAACAUAUUGUAGUUAUAACAUUAUAUAUCAGUGUUUGAUAAACCCCAUAGUCAUUCAGUUAACAGAGAGCACAGAAAGAUGUACAACCGAGGAUUUAGUUAAUUUGCACUAAAACUUGUAAAUAGCAAUCUGAUCUAAGAUAAAAUAAAUUUAAAUAGAACAUCCAUAA